Panthera uncia (snow leopard) is the source of this 945-nucleotide messenger RNA. Its product is annotated as olfactory receptor 1J2. Gene Ontology annotation, molecular function: G protein-coupled receptor activity; olfactory receptor activity. The record is from RefSeq and is a predicted model, not a curated record. Lineage: Eukaryota; Metazoa; Chordata; Mammalia; Carnivora; Felidae. Gene Ontology annotation, biological process: G protein-coupled receptor signaling pathway. Gene Ontology annotation, cellular component: membrane. The coding region runs from base 4 to 945 and encodes 313 amino acids. The transcript has a single exon.
AUCAUGAGGAGGGAGAACCAGAGCAGCGUGUCCGAGUUUCUCCUCCUGGGGCUCCCCAUCCGGCCAGAGCAGCAGGCCGUGUUCUUCGCCCUGUUCCUGGGCAUGUACCUGACCACAGUGCUGGGGAACCUGCUCGUCAUCCUGCUCAUCAGGCUGGACUCUCGCCUCCAUACCCCUAUGUACUUCUUCCUCAGCCACUUGGCCUUCACUGAUGUCUCCUUCUCAUCUGUCACUGUCCCAAAAAUGUUGAUGGACAUGCAUGCUAAGUACAAAUCCAUCCCCUAUGAAGGGUGUAUUUCACAAAUGUAUUUUUUUAUAUUUUUUACUGACCUGGACAGCUUCCUUAUUACAUCAAUGGCAUAUGAUCGCUAUGCGGCUAUAUGUCACCCUCUUCAUUAUACCACCAUCAUGAGGGAAGAGCUGUGUGCCUUACUAGUGGCUAUAUCUUGGAUCCUGUCCUGUGCCAGCUCUCUUUCCCACACCCUUCUCCUCACCCAGUUAUCCUUCUGUGCUGACAAUGCCAUCCCCCAUUUCUUCUGUGACCUUGGUGCUCUGCUUAAGAUAUCCUGUUCAGGCAUCUUCCUCAAUGAGUUGGUCAUGUUCACAGUAGGGGUGGUGGUCAUUACCCUGCCAUUCAUAUGUAUUCUGGUAUCUUAUGGUUACAUUGGGGCCACCAUCAUGAAAGGUCCUUCCACCAAGGGGAUCUGCAAAGCACUGUCCACAUGUGGCUCCCACCUUUCUGUAGUGUCUCUGUAUUAUGGGGCAAUAUUUGGGCAGUAUCUUUUCCCCAAAUUAAGCAAUUUCAUUGACAACGACAUCAUUGUGGCUCUCAUGUACACAGUGGUCACACCCAUGUUGAACCCCUUUAUCUACAGCCUUAGGAACAGGGACAUGAAAGAAGCCCUGGGGAAACUCUUCGGUAGGGCAACAUCUUUAUCACGGUGA